AUGGGGGAGGCCGCGCUGUUUGUGGAAAGCUUGGUGCCCACCCCGUCUCUCGCCCUGCUCCUUGCAGCUGCCUCGCUGGUGUCGAUUUUAUGCCGAGAAACCAGAGCGAGUUGUCUCGGGAGCGACACGCAGAAUUUAACUAUUAAAGUGCCCAAAUUGUGCCGGCUGGAGGCUGAUGGAGGACCUUGCAGAGGUCAUCUAAAAAGAUACGCCUUUAACUUGACCUCGAUGAGGUGUGAGGAGUUCAUCUACGGUGGCUGUUACGGAAACAGCAACAACUUCAGAGAUUUGCAGUCUUGUGUGGACCACUGUCUGCCAGAGAAAACUGGUCCCUUGCUAUGCUAUAGCCCGAAGGAUGAAGGACUGUGUUCUUCUGCUGUGCCUCGCUAUUACUAUGACGCCAAGACCAAAUCAUGUAACGAGUUCAAAUAUACUGGCUGUGGUGGAAAUGCCAAUAACUUCGUUACUGAAACGGAUUGCUACAAUGUCUGCAGAAAAGGGACUGAGAAGCCAAGAAUCAACAAGCCAACAAAUGUCUUCCGCAGAAAAAUGAUGAGAAAACUGGUUAAGAAACCUCAGACAUAUAACCCGAAGUCUUAA
Messenger RNA from Opisthocomus hoazin, 600 nucleotides. The record is from RefSeq and is a predicted model, not a curated record. NCBI's taxonomy places the organism in Eukaryota, Metazoa, Chordata, Aves, Opisthocomiformes, Opisthocomidae.